GCUGCAUCCGUGCCUCUGGGCGGCGGAGGCGAGGCGCGGGGCGCGGUGCCGAAACGCGGAGUGCUGUUGUUAAUUGGUGGUUUUAAUUCACAUGGUGUGCCUACGCUUUGUCCGCUUUUCUCUUUGGCCUCCCUCAGCCCUGGGAGCCCGGUGUGCGUGGGGGAGCGGACCGUGCGUUGUGCCGAGAGCCGUCACGGGUGGCCGGGUGCUCACAGCUGCUUCUGCGGGACACAGCACGGCCUCAGCUCGUGUCUCCAAGGGCAUGGAAGAAACUGGUUUUGGUCUUUCCUGCAUUGGACCCAGCUGGAUACAGCAACUCAUCCCUACUGACUGCACAGACCACAUUUUCUACUGGAAAUAAACAACUGCAAAAAUGUGUUCUCCUAGGCCCAGGAACUGAAGACACAUAGGACAAUGCACAGUGUAUACCCUGGUGACAUUUUGCAUGCUGUCACGUGGUUUUUGCCAUGGCAUCUGAGACUGAAAAGGCCCAUGCUCUUCUCCAGACUUUCAGCGCAGCUUCAGUUAUUUCUAGUCUAGGUUUGGGAAUAUUCUGCUUUGCAGCAGACAGACUUCUGCAGGUUUCCUUCGUUCAGCAGAAUGACUGGCUCCGAGCCUUCUCUGACAGUGCAGUGCACGGCAUACUGGGCAUGUGGUCCUGGGCCAUAGUGAUUGGACUCAGGAAGAAAAGUGACUUCACUGAAGUUACAAUGGCCGGCUUCCUUGCCUCUGUCAUUGACGUGGACCACUUCUUACUUGCUGGCUCCCUGUCAUUAAAGGCUGCUCUGAGUCUUCCCCGGAGACCACUCCUUCAUUGUUCUACUGUGAUUCCUGUUGUGGCUCUGACAUUAAAGCUUAUUAUGCACCUUUUUAGGCUUAAGGACUCAUGGUGCUUUCUUCCUUGGAUGUUGUUUAUAUCCUGGACUUCUCAUCACGUCCGUGAUGGAAUUCGUCACGGCCUCUGGAUCUGUCCAUUUGGAAAAACUCCGCCUUUGCCAUACUGGCUCUAUGUGGCAAUUACAGCAUCUUUACCUCAUCUAUGCUCAUUUAUUAUGUAUUUAACGGGAACUAGAGAAUUAAUGUCUAUAAAACAUGGAAUCCACAUUGAUGUAUAAGGAUGAUGUAUCAUAGUCUUCUGUAACGCACUUGAAGCCUAGUGCGUUACACUAGGCUGUGCUUGUCACUGGAAUGGUUUACUUAUGUUUCCUGCGAGUUCCAUGUCAGGCAUUUGAAGCCAGUAGAGCUCCAACGUCAGUUCCUUGUGAUCACAGUAACUUGUUCCAUAGAUGGCAUUAACAUUUCAUAUCUGUACAUUCCCCUUGUAAAUUAUCUAGUCUUCCGUUACUAUUCAUAUAUAGCUAGCUUUGAAUGAAGUACUGAUUAACAAAGUACUUAAUAUCACUGUAGUAAUUACAUUUUAUUUUGCUGGUGCCAUUCAUUUGAUCACCAUACAUUCUGGAUUUGGAGUCUGCUACAUUUCAUCUAGAUAGCAUUUGUAUAGCACUUUAAAAAUGAGAAGUUAUAUAUAGAUGCUAAGUACUUGAAUUUGGUAGUUUAUCACACUUCUGAACAACACCAGUUAGGCUUUUGAAGUAAGUUAUUUGUUUUCCUGCUGGGCUCUGGUAUUCAGCAGUUCUAAAAGAAAUGCUAUUUGUAUUUCAAAAUAUGAAGCUGUGGGUCUGCAUCAGUUUGAACACUGUUACAAUACAGUGUUUAUAGUAAAUUCUGUUCCACUGUAAUCAAUUGUUACUUGAUAUCCAGUUUGCAGACAGUUGCUGGCUGCUAAUUAUUAGAAAGGGAGAAGACAGUGGUUACAUUAUUAUGUGUGUCAACUGAUGUGCUUUAUUUAAAAUACAUUAAUUAUGAAUACUUAAAUUGGAGGUAGGGAAUUUAAAUAUUUAAGGUGUAUGUAGGGGAAACUUGUUUAUUAUAGUAAAACAUAAGCUUUAAGGGAGAUUCUGGAAGUUGCAAGAAAAUAAAAAUUGCUUCAAAUUUUGAUUAAAGACCUUACUACUUUACUAAUAUAAAGCAUUUUCUCUUAGGUGCAGUACCAACCUCACUGCAGAGUAAAAUGCAUUAUUGUUAUGGUGAAAUAGAACUUUCCUCAUAAAUAAGUUUCUUAAAGAAAAAUAUGAAUAUGUUGCAGGUUGAUAACAGUAGCUGUGAUUAUGCAGCAGGUUCAUAAGUUGAGCUGUGAGCUAUUCCAAGUAAAAGUGUCUUUUAACAGAAUUUCUCAGAAAAUGUCUCAAAGUAGAAAGUUGUUUGGAAGGAAUUGGGAGUCCUGAUGGAUGAAAAGCUGGACAUGAAUCAGCAGUGUGUCCUUGCAGCGCAGAAGGCCAACAGUAUUCUGGGCUGCAUCAAAAGAGGGGUGGCCAGAAGGGACAGGAAGGUGAUUUCCCCCCCCCUUUAUCUGCUCUCAAGAGGCCUGGAGUACUUCAUCUAGAUCUGGGGCCUCCAGCACGAGAGAUUUGGAGCUGUUGGAGCAGGUCCUGAGUAAAGUCACAAAGAUGAUCAGAGGACUGAAACACUUCCUAUGAAGAAAGGCUGAGGGAGCUGUGCUUGUUUAGCUUGGAGAAGACAGGGCUCAUGGAGGCCUCAAUCAUAGAAGUAUAGAAUGGCUUGGAUUAGAAGGGACCUCAAAGAUCGUGCAGUUCCAGUCCCUGCUAUGGGGAGGGUUGCCACCCACCAGAUCAAGCUGCUCAGCCCCCCAUCCACCUUGGCCUUCCAUGCCUCCAGGGUUGGGGUAUCCGCAGCUUCUCUGUGCAGCCCGUGCCGGUGGUUCACCACCCACUGAGUAAAGAACUUUGCCCUAACGUCUAAUCUAAAUAUACCUUAUUUAGUUAAAACCAUUCCCCCUUGGAUCAUUGUUAUCUGCCUGUGUUAAAAGUCAAUUUACCUCCUGUCUGUAGGAUCCCUUUAAGUACUGGAAGGCCAGAAGGAGGUCUGUUCUUUGGUGUCACUGGUUUUGACUUGGGUCUUUGGUUGGACCAACUUUACAGGAUUGUCCUUUUCCAGUUCUGAACCAUCACCUCUCAUCUUUCCAUCCCAAAGCUUUGUUGCAUAAGGGACAGCUGGGGGACAAAAGGGAGACAGUGACUCCUGCUCCCAGCAGAGAGGAGGUUCCAGUUUCCUUCCUCGUGCAUGUUUUUGCUGUUCGUCUCCUCAGAGUUGGAAGCUAGCUUACCUUCCUCUUAUAGGGACUUAAGACAGGGUUGUCUGUGCCACUGAACAAUACCACACAUCAGUCUCUCUCUGAUUCACAGAAACUAUGCUGCCUGGUGAUUUCCUCACACAGCCUGGCCACCUGCUCAGAAAGUUCAUCGAGCUGGGCACACUUGCAGCCAUGAUGUCUCCUUCACUCAGGCCCUAGAAGUUCUUCCGGAUUCUGGAGUUUGCCACAACUGGAGGUCUGGGCAGCUCUGUCUUUCCUUGGAGCUCUGGGUGCAUGCAUCAGCCCAUAACAGUUGUGGUCCUCCAGCCUGUGUUUCUUGGUUCUGAGCUCAACCACUGUGGUCACCACAUUUGUUUCAGUGGAGUGCAGCUACCUGCUGCUCUCAAAAGAGAAAAGGAGUGGGCUGCCCGCUGCGCUGUGGCCACCCUUCCUGCGUGAACUGCCACACUAUGCCCUCUGUGCCCCUUCUGGGAACUGCUGUCCUCACUGAGGUCUUCAGUACUUAAAGGGAGUACAGAAAAGUUGGGGGGAGACUUGCAGCGAGUAUAGUGAAAGAACAAGGAAUAAUGGCUUUUAGCUGAAAGAAGGUAAAUUUAGAUUAGAAACAAGGAAGAAAUCCUCUGCUAUGUGAGUGCUGUGGUGCUGGCACUGCUGCCCAGCGAGCUGUGGGUGCCCCAUCCCUGGAGGUGCUCAAGGCCGGGGUGCCUGGGGCCCUAGGGCAGCCUGAGCUGGUGGGGGGCAGCCCUGCUCCUGGCAGGGUUUGGAAAUGGGUGGGCUUUAAGAUCCUUUCCAACCCAAACUACUCUGUCUUUGUAUGAUUCCAGAAAUGUCUACUAAUAAUGGGUUUGGUUUAGUUUGGUUUUCACUGAACUUCAUUGCCCACUAAGGAGAUGGGGCCUUAAUUAUCCUUGUUAGUGAUUAACAGGUGGUGAAAGGGAAUGUUUUUGUGGAAGAGCCCAGGUGGGCGAGCAUGUGCUGGACUUACCAAAAGGUGCAGUGAUCAGGUGAUGUGUUUAUGUUUAGCAUUACUUAACUUAUACAGUGUUUAUAUUAGGAUAAAGUACUAAAAAUUAAAAUUAAAAAAAAGGAGAAGAAAGAACUGAUGGCUAACUACCAGAGACCUUGUAAGACUACAAAGUUCUAAAGGCUCUCUGGAGCGCCUCAGCUUUGUAUGGAAAGUGUUACAUCAUUUUAAAAUGUGCCUUCCUUCAAGAAGAGCAGUUGCUGCCGUUUUUUCUUCUCGCUAGAAAUCUAUGCUUACAGAAACUUCUCUGACUGUACAGGGCCUGAUUAGCCUCUGUUCUGCAAUUAAUAAAGAUGGUGGGCUUUUUGUUU
Messenger RNA from Meleagris gallopavo (turkey), 4507 nucleotides. It is a transcript of the gene TMEM267, whose product is annotated as transmembrane protein 267. The record is from RefSeq and is a predicted model, not a curated record. Lineage: Eukaryota; Metazoa; Chordata; Aves; Galliformes; Phasianidae.